This is a messenger RNA of Diprion similis, 3279 nucleotides long. Its product is annotated as paramyosin, long form-like. The transcript is spliced from 16 exons. The record is from RefSeq and is a predicted model, not a curated record. Bases 224 to 2857 code for a protein of 877 amino acids. Gene Ontology annotation, molecular function: protein serine/threonine kinase activity. Gene Ontology annotation, biological process: actomyosin structure organization; peptidyl-threonine phosphorylation. Gene Ontology annotation, cellular component: cytoplasm; cytoskeleton; myosin complex. NCBI's taxonomy places the organism in Eukaryota, Metazoa, Arthropoda, Insecta, Hymenoptera, Diprionidae.
UCAUACGAACGACGGGUCGCGCACUACGAGUAGGGCGCUGGUCGGCUCCGAAACGCAACGCACGACAGAGCGACUGACGAAGGCUGGGACAGACGUGCAGACUUACUCCUCGCCCAUCAAUUGAACAAGCCUAACCGCGGACGAAGAGAAGAGGAAAGGAAAGCUUCGUUUCUUCAGUGAACGCAUAAUAAUACGGCAGCGAUCGACUAGUCCAUAAAUAAAGAUGUCUUCCUCAGCGGUAGCGAAGAGUUCCAAGUACACGUACCGGUCUUCGGGUGGUGCAGGCUCUGCCGAUGUUAGCAUCGAGUACAGCGCCGACCUGAGCGCUCUCUCCAGACUCGAGGACAAAAUUCGCCUGCUCCAAGAUGACCUGGAGUCCGAGAGAGAGUUGCGUCAGAGGAUCGAACGCGAACGCGCCGACCUGAGCGUGCAGGUAAUUCAAUUGUCUGAACGCCUUGAGGAAGCUGAGGGCGGUGCCGAGUCUCAGUUUGAGAUCAACAGAAAGAGGGACACGGAGUUGGCGAAGCUUCGCAAACUUCUUGAGGAUGUUCACCUGGAGAGCGAGGAAACCGCACACAUUCUCCGCAAGAAGCACCAGGAAGUCGUCUCCGAUUUUCAGGAUCAAAUUGAUCAACUCUCCAAGGCUCGUGCCAGAGCUGACAAGGAGAAGGGAAAAUUCCAGCAAGAGGUUUACGAGUUGCUCGCCCAGGUAGACUCCGUGACAAAAGAGAAGAUUCUGUCCAUCAAGACAGUCGAGAAGCUAGAGAUUCACGUUUCGGAAUUGAACGUCAAGAUCGAGGAACUGAAUCGCACUAUCGUCGAUAUUACCAGCCACAAGACCCGCCUCUCCCAAGAAAAUAUCGAGCUCACUAAGGAAGUCCAAGACUUGAAGGUAAACAUCGAGAACGUUGUUUACCUGAAGUCACAGAUUGCCAGCCAACUUGAAGAUGCCCGACGCCGCCUUGAGGAUGAGGAACGCCGUCGUUCUUUGGUUGAAGCCUCUCUUCAUCAGGUCGAAAUCGAGUUGGAAUCUGUUCGCGUGCAACUGGAAGAGGAAUCUGAGGCUCGUCUAGACCUGGAACGUCAGCUCGUCAAGGCCAACGGUGAGGUGUCCAUCUGGAGGUCCAAAUACGAGACCGAGGCGAAUGCUCGCGCUGAAGAGGUUGAGGAAAUUCGCCGCAAGUAUUCAGCUCGCAUUCAGGAACAGGAGGAACAAAUAGAGACCCUUCUGGUUAAGAUCAACAACCUGGAGAAGCAAAAGUCACGUCUUCAGUCUGAAGUAGAGAUUCUCAUUAUCGAUCUUGAGAAGGCGAAUGGAACCGCUCGGGAGCUCCAGAAACGCGUGGAGCAUAUGGAGAAGGUUAACAUCGAGCUUAAGUCACGGUUGGAAGAAACUGUUCAGCUAUACGAGCAAACUCAACGUGACCUGCGCAAUAAGCAACAGGAACUGCAGCGUACGAAUGCUGAGCUCGACAAGACCCGCGAAAUGAAAGACCAACUGGGUCGCGAGAACAAGAAGCUUGCAGACGACUUAACCGAUGCCAAGAACCAGCUGGCAGACAUGAACCGACGCCUACACGAGUUGGAAUUGGAACUUCGUCGCCUGGAGAACGAACGCGAGGAGUUGGCCGCCGCAUACAAGGAAGCCGAAGCAGGCCGCAAGGUUGAGGAACAGCGCUCACAGCGUUUGGCUGCUGAGCUGAGCCAGUUCCGCCACGAGGCUGAGCGUCGCCUCGCGGAGAAGGACGAGGAGUUCGAAGCUUUCCGCAAACAGACCAGCAUUGAGAUCGAACAAUUGAGCGCCCGCGUCGUCGAAGCCGAGACCAAGCUGAAGUCCGAGGUAGCUCGCGUCAAGAAGAAGCUGCAGAUCCAGAUUACCGAAUUGGAACUCUCUCUGGACGUUGCCAACAAGAGCAACAUCGACCUGCAGAAGACCAUCAAGAAGCAAUCCCUGACAUUGACGGAAUUGCAAUCGCACUACGACGAGGUUCAGCGCCAAUUGCAGGUGACUUUGGACCAACUCGGCAUCAGCCAGCGUCGUCUCUUAUCCCUGACUUCGGAGCUCGAGGAAAUUCGCGGCAACUACGAGUCUGCCCUUCGCGCGAAGAGAUCCGUCGAGCAGCAGUACGAGGAGUCGGUUAGCCGUAUCAACGAGCUGACAACGAUCAACGUGAACAUUUCCUCAGCCAGGGCAAAGAUUGAGCAGGAAUUGGCCACCCUCGCUGGAGAUUACGAGGAGGUUACCAAGGAGCUACGCGUCAGCGACGAACGGUUCCAGCGCGUGCAAACCGAACUUAAGCACACCGUUGAAAUCCUUCACGACGAGCAGGAGCGUAUCGUGAAGAUUGAGGCAGUCAAAAAGUCUCUGGAGAUCGAAGUGAAGAACCUGUCCAUUCGGCUUGAGGAGGUUGAAGCCAACGCUAUCGUCGGCGGCAAGCGCAUCAUCAGCAAACUCGAAGCUAGGAUCCGUGAUCUCGAGCUUGAACUUGACGAGGAGAAGCGCAGACACGCGGAGACCGUGAAGAUCCUUCGCAAGAAGGAGCGCAACAUCAAGGAAGUGAUGAUCCAGGUAGAGGAGGACUCGAAGAACAUCGCCCUCCUCCAGGAGGCACUAGACAAGUCGUCGCAAAAAGUCAGCAUCUACAAGAGGCAGCUCCAGGAACAGGAGGGCAUGUCCCAGCAGAGCGUAACGCGGGUGCGCCGCUUCCAGCGUGAACUUGAGGCCGCGGAGGACCGCGCCGACACCGCAGAGAGCAACCUGACCUUGAUCCGUGCCAAACACCGCAGUUUCGUAACCACAUCGACGGUGCCAGGAUCUCAGGUAUACCUCGUGCAAGAGACGAGGCAGGAGGUUUAGGCCACAGCACCAUCCCUCGCAGCUCUUGUGACACCACACCGUCAUCAUCACUAUCACGCACUUCCGAAUCACAACGAACAACUUUGUACCACGAUCAUUGGCAGCUGGGAGUUCAUCAGAUAUACCAGAUAUUGUUAAUGGAUGGGCAAGAGGCUGCUGCGGUCCAAGCCAAAGGAGAACCUUCCAGCUUCAGAAACUGUUUCUAUCCGAGUGUAAACGAAACGAAGAAUAAAACUAUACGUAUAAUGUAACACCAACUUGCGACGUAAUUCUCGUCCCCGAAGAAGCGCGUCAUUUAAAGAUCAUCAAUUACUAAGCUAUAUCAUUAUAAUUAUAAACUAAGUGAAAAAAACAAAAACACAUACGUCUAUUAUACAUACUUGUAUUUAAAUAAUAAUAAUAAUAAUAAUAAUUCUAUUCUA